Molecule: messenger RNA, 1524 nt
Organism: Choloepus didactylus (southern two-toed sloth)
Lineage: Eukaryota; Metazoa; Chordata; Mammalia; Pilosa; Megalonychidae
Gene: BPIFC
Product: BPI fold containing family C
Exons: 15
Coding region: 1-1524 (507 amino acids)
Molecular function (GO): lipid binding
Source: RefSeq, a predicted model, not a curated record
AUGCAUACAAAGACAGUCCAAGUGCUCUGGGGCUGUUUCUUCCUGUGGAGUCUCCACAUCUCAUCUUCUCAGACCAUUUACCCUGGAAUCAAGGCAAGAGCUACUCAGAGGCUGCUGGACUAUGGCGUUCAAGCUGGAAUGGAGACAAUUGAGCAAAUGUUAAAGGAAAGGGACAUUCCAGAUUUGAAAGGUUCUGAGUCUCUCAAAUUUCUGAAAGUUGAUUAUGUGGACUACAAUUUCUCAAACAUAAAAAUCAAUGCCUUUUCAUUUCCAAAUACAUCAUUAGCCUUUGUGCCCGGAGUGGGAAUCAAAGUGCUGACCAACCAUGGCACUGCGAACAUCAGCACGGACUGGGAAAUCAGGUCUCUGCUUUUCCAAGACGCAGGAGGAGCUGAUCUGUUUCUCUCUGGGGCUUUCUUCACCGGUAUCAUUAUCCUGUCCCGAAAUGACUUUGGUCACCCGACCCUGAAGCUCCAAGACUGCUACGCCCAAGUGAGCCAUGCCCACGUCUCAUUUUCUGGAGAACUCAGUGUCCUGUAUAACACCUUUGCUGAGCCCAUAGAGAAACCCAUUUUGAAGCACUUAAACGAAAUGCUCUGUCCCAUUAUCAUGAAUGAAGUCAGAACACUAAAUGCCAAUCUCAGCAUGCUGGAGGUUUUAACCAAGAUUGACAACUAUACUGUGCUGGAUUAUUCCCUGAUUGAUUCUCCGGAUAUUCAUGAGGACUAUGUUGACCUGAAUUUGAAGGGCACCCUCUACCCACUGGAUAACCUCACCAACCCCCCCUUCUCACCAGUCCCUUUCGUGCUCCCGGAAUACACAGACUCUAUGCUCUACAUUGGAAUCUCUGAAUAUUUCUUAAAAUCCGCGUCCUUUGCUUAUUUCACAGCCGGGGCUUUCAAUGUCACUAUCUCCACAAAAGAGCUUUCCAGUCAUUUAGCUCAAAACUCUCCAGGAGUUGGCAGUGUGCUCUCUCGGAUUGCAGAGAUCUACAUCUUGUCCAAGCCCUUCAUGGUACAGAUCAUGGCAACAGAGCCUCCUGUGGUCAAUUUACUCAAGGAUAACUUCACCCUGGACAUCCCUGCCUCCAUCGUGAUGUUCACCCAAUCCAAGAACUCAACUGCUGAAGCCAUUGUUUCCAUGGACUUUGUUGCUAGUACCAGCGUGAGUCUGGUUAUUUUGGGACAAAGACUGAUCUGCUCCAUGUCUUUGAACAGAUUCCGCCUCUCUUUGCCAGAGUCUGAUCGCAGCAAUAGAGAGGUCUUGAGGUUUGAGAAUAUCCUGUCCUCCAUUCUUCACUUUGGGGUCCUCCCACUGGCCAAUGCAAAACUGCAGCAAGGAUUGCCUCUGCCUAACCCAUACAAAAUCUCAUUCGUCAAUUCAGAUAUCAAAGUUCUUGAGGGUUUCAUUUUGAUUUCCACCGACCUGAAGUAUGAACCAUCCUUAAAGCAGCAGCCAAGUUUCCAUGGUUGGGAAGGUCUGAACCUGUUAAAAGGAUGGUGGAGCAGGAAUCCAGCUUCCUGA